Messenger RNA from Paramecium sonneborni, 746 nucleotides. NCBI's taxonomy places the organism in Eukaryota, Ciliophora, Oligohymenophorea, Peniculida, Parameciidae. The record is from the annotation of a GenBank genome assembly.
AAAUAAUCAUGGCAAGUUAUGUAAUCAGUCCUGCAGAUCAAUUAAUCAUACAAUAAGGUAGAAUCUUCUAUCCUUAUUAUUAGGAACACCCUUCAGUUGUGAAAUAGUACAUCCAGGACUAUCUUGUGAAAUGAACAUUUUAUCAAAGUAAAUAAAUUCAAAAUUACUUUAUAAAGUCUUCCAAGAAUCAUGAGAUCUAAUUCCAAAGUUUAUUUACCAGUUCAUUUGAUCCCUUUUCUACUUUAUAAACGAAAACAACUUAUGAAAAAGUAUCCACAAUACCUUUAAAUUAAAUAGUCCUGUCUCUACUAUUAGCAGAGCUCUUGUAUCUUAUUUUAAAAGUAUAUGCUUCCUUUCUUUUAUGGUUCAAAUACUACGAUAUAAUUGGUGCAAAUAAAAAAAUCUCCUUAAAAAAGUUGAUCCUUUUGUUCCAUUAUCGGGAGGGUUUAUGAGUUCAUUUGCUCUACUCUUAGAAUCCAAUACAAGGUAUCUCUUGAAUCUUAAUUUAGAGCGAUGGAAAUUUGUUUAAGUAUUAUUCCAAGAUUUUGCGAAACAUUCAUAAACCUAUUAAAAAGCAGGAGAAAAAUGAUAAACAUUCCUCAUGGAGAUGUUCUUGUUUUUUCAUUUGUUAUUGCUAUCAUACAUUAUUAUUAUCAACAUGAUGUAAGAUUGCUUAAUCAUAUUAGCCAAAAUCUUUAAAAAGCACAUAUUAUAAAGUUUUUGAAAAAAUAUGGGGUAUAAAUUGA